AUGAGGCGGCCGAUGCAGCAGGGCGCCGGGCACGUAGACCUUCUACAAGUUAGUUACGGACUGCAAACAAUAAGGGAGGGAGGGGACUUACCUGAACGUUCUGAAGGACUACCCGUAAUGGGCGCCAAGGGGACCGCAGAGGCUAUUCCAUCCAUGUUAGUACAGAAACCAAAACAAGAGGGGGAGAGAAAAAUUACCACGGAGCGAACAGCGCGCGCCUUCGCCACCGAAGUGGCAGUUGGUGCAGCUCCCAUGGAGGAGCCCCUCCGCCCGGACACAACCCGCAAACUGGCCGUAUCCGGCCGCGCAGUCAGUACACGGCGGCUGGACAAGCUCGCCGACCGUAAACCCUACGGCCGCCUCGAGGUUCUGCAUCCUCGCGAGGUUCGGCAGGUCGGAGGAGUCGAGGGCGCGAAAUUCCAAGUGGCGGGCGUCAGGGAGGGCGAGCACAGCUGCAAGGGCGCGGGAGCGACGGGGUUCCUCCAGGAGGCUAGAGCGCAGCAGCUGCAGCGCCAUCUGCUGUUGCGGAGUCGGGGAGUCGAGCACAAUCGGACGCGGUGA
Messenger RNA from Pseudogymnoascus destructans, 561 nucleotides. RefSeq lists its product as uncharacterized. The transcript is spliced from 2 exons. The coding region runs from base 1 to 561 and encodes 186 amino acids. The record is from RefSeq and is a predicted model, not a curated record. NCBI's taxonomy places the organism in Eukaryota, Fungi, Ascomycota, Leotiomycetes, Thelebolales, Thelebolaceae.